AUGGAAAACAAUUCUCUUCCCAUGGAUCCAUCAAUGGAUUCUUCAUCAUUCAUGGACGGAUUACUUCUAGAAGGUUGCUGGUUAGAGACAACAGAUGCAUCAGAGUUCCUCAAUUUCAGUCCUUCAACAUCUGUAACACCUUUUGAUCCUUCUUCCUUCAUGUGGUCUCCAACGCAAGAAAACACAGCAACAAUCUCUUCAUCAACCUUAUCUCAGAUGUACGGUCAGGAUGCUGCAGAAAGAUCAAGUCUUGAGGAUCAAGGGAAAGAUCUCUCUACCCUUAGUAAUAACAGACGGUGGUGGAUUGCACCAACUGGUCAUGGCUCUACGGUUAUGGAGAGACUGAUUCAAGCAGUGAAACACAUUAAAGACUUCACAAGUGAGAGAGGAGAAGGAUCUCUUAUACAGCUGUGGGUUCCUGUGGAUAGAGGUGGGAAGAGAGUUUUAACCACAAAGGAACAACCUUUUAGCCAUGAUCCAAUGUGCCAAAGGCUUGCUCAUUACAGAGAGAUCUCUGUGAAUUACCAGUUCUCUGCUGAGCAAGAAGAUUCAAGCUCCAAGGACUUGGUUGGUUUGCCUGGAAGGGUUUUCUUGGGACAGGUUCCUGAGUGGACUCCUGAUGUUAGGUUUUUCAAGAACGAGGAGUAUCCGAGAGUGCAACACGCUCAAGACUGCGACGUUCGUGGCACGUUAGCUAUUCCUGUGUUUGAGCAAGGUAGUAAGAUCUGCUUAGGUGUGAUUGAGGUUGUGAUGACCACACAGAUGGUUAAACUGAGACCUGAUCUUGAAAGCAUCUGCAGAGCACUUCAGGCAGUUGAUCUUAGAAGCACAGAAGUUCCAAUUUCACCUUCUCUAAAGGGACCUGACUUCUCCUACCAAGCUGCAUUACCUGAAAUCAGAAACCUCUUGAGAUGUGCUUGCGAGACUCAUAAGCUACCAUUAGCACAAACAUGGGUCUCUUGUCUAAAACAGAGCAAAACCGGUUGUCGUCACAACGAUGAGAAUUACAUCCACUGCGUGUCCACAAUCGAUGAUGCUUGCUACGUUGGUGAUCCUACAGUCCGAGAGUUCCACGAAGCUUGCUCUGAGCAUCAUCUCUUAAAAGGUCAAGGAGUAGUUGGAGAAGCGUUUUUGACCAAUGGUCCUUGCUUUUCAUCUGAUGUCUCCAGCUACAAGAAGUCUGAGUACCCUCUCUCUCACCACGCAACUAUGUUUGGCUUUCACGGCACUGUCGCUAUACGCUUACGCUGCAUCCACACAGGCACAGCUGAUUUCGUCUUGGAGUUUUUCUUGCCUAAGAAUUGUAGGGAUAUAGAGGAACAGAGGAAAAUGUUGAAUGCUCUUUCUACUAUAAUGGCGCAUGUGCCAAGAAGCUUAAGGACAGUCACUGAGAAGGAGCUAGAAGAAGAGGGAGACUCAAUGGCCAGCGAGGUCAUGACAUUGCCAAAGAUAGAGAACACAUCUGAGGUACUUCAAAGUAACAGUAAUAAUCCUCAAAAUGUAUUUGAUGGAGGAACAUCAAAGAUGGGAGAGCUAGGCUUUGACUAUGGCAAAGGAUUGAGUGUGAAUGAGAACAGCACUUUCUCUAAUGCUGUUGGUUUCAAUAGAACGGCUGAGAAGAAGCGAACGAAAGCCGAAAAGAACAUAACUUUGGAUGUUCUUCGACAGUAUUUCGCAGGGAGUCUCAAAGAUGCUGCCAAGAGUAUUGGUGUUUGUCCAACGACGUUGAAGAGAAUAUGUAGACAGCAUGGGAUACAGAGAUGGCCAUCAAGAAAGAUCAAGAAAGUUGGCCAUUCGCUUCAGAAGAUCCAACGAGUGAUUGAUUCUGUUCAAGGCGUUUCUGGUCAUCAUCUUCCUAUAGGCUCUUUCUAUGCGAACUUCCCAAUUCUUGCUUCUUCACAAGAAGCAGCAUCUUCAUUACAGCAACAAUCCAAGAAAACGACAUUCUUGUCUUCUCCUCCACAUUCACAGCCUGGAAAAUCCCCUGCCUCCUCGUGUAGUCACAGCUCGAGCUGUUCCAGUGAGACACAAGUAAACAAGGAGGAUCCUACUACGGAUAAGACCAGACAAGAGACAGUGACGACUUUCUCAAGAUCUUUUAAGGAAACGCAGGUCACACAGUUGUCACCAUCAACAACAUCAUCACAAGAGGAGGAUUUUCUGAGGAUAAAGGUAAGCUAUGAGGAGGAGAAGAUACGGUUUAGGAUGCGAAACUCGCGUAGCUUGAAAGAUCUAUUGUGGGAGAUAGCGAAACGGUUUAGUAUAGAAGAUGUGAGCAGAUAUGAUCUGAAAUAUUUAGAUGAAGACAAUGAAUGGGUUUUGCUGAGAUGUGAUGAUGAUGUAGAGGAAUGUGUAGAUGUUUGCAGAUCUUUCCCUGGACAAACCAUUAAGCUUUUGAUUCAGCUCUCUUCUCAGUAUCUCCCUGAACGUUCUUCUGCUAGUGGAUGCCCUUCUUGA
Messenger RNA from Microthlaspi erraticum, 2457 nucleotides. NCBI's taxonomy places the organism in Eukaryota, Viridiplantae, Streptophyta, Magnoliopsida, Brassicales, Brassicaceae. The record is from the annotation of a GenBank genome assembly.